This is a messenger RNA of Daphnia magna, 1137 nucleotides long. RefSeq lists its product as uncharacterized. The transcript is spliced from 5 exons. The record is from RefSeq and is a predicted model, not a curated record. The coding region runs from base 146 to 862 and encodes 238 amino acids. Lineage: Eukaryota; Metazoa; Arthropoda; Branchiopoda; Diplostraca; Daphniidae.
CUGUUGGUAUCAGUUGGAAGACGACAAAGACUGAGCUUACAUCGCUAGUGUACUCUUGGACUCUCACAAUUAAGUAAAUCCCGUGCUAUAGUUGGUGACUGAAAAGUCUUGUCAAAGAAAAGACAACACUUUCUCUACUCUGAAAAUGAUGGAAUUUCCUGGAAGAAUUUAUAUAAGGUCUGAAGAUGACUUACGCUCUGUCGAACAUCAGGCCAUGGUGCAGAAAUGGAUUGGGGAAUUUGAGAAAAUAAGCCGCCAAUCUUUUAUUUUUCCAGAGAAACACAUCCGAAGCUUUGGUUACGUCUUUAUCGUUAUCGGUCUGCUUUUGAUGAUUAUCCAGAUUACGCUAUCGUCUAUUCAACAUGUUUACAUUCCAAGUCUUUUCGGUUCGGGAAUUUGGAUUGGAUUGCUUUGUUUUGCGACAGGCAUUGCAGGAGUUUAUGCAGCCCAAAAAAAGAGCAAUAAAAACUUACUGGAUUUUAUGGUCAUGACGGCAAUUCUUAAUAUAUUCUCGGCGAUGAUCGUCAUUCUGAACACCAUCGGCCUUGAAAUGUAUUCAAGACUUUGUGUCUCGGGAAGAGGAAAAGAAUGGAUAGGAGAAUGUGGGCAAACAACAAUUAUAUUGCAAUCGAUUCUUGUAUUCUUGAAUGUCGUGCUGUUCUUAUUAUCAGCAUUGUGUGGCGGUUUUGUUAGUAGAACGCUGGAUACAUCAUUUCAGAUUCGGGCACCUCCCUUGGUGAUUUAUUAUAGCCAAAGUCCGAUCGAAGAAGUGAUCCAAACCGAAGAACAGCUGCCAUCCAAUACCGAAACGACCCCAGAAAACAAAGAUUCUGAGCAACGUGGUGACAUGCCAAGCGAAUGACCAAAAAUUACUGGGAAGAUUACUGGGAAACGCCUUUGAAUAUGAUGAACAGCCACGAAAGAUUUUAACUUAGGAUGUAAACACUAUUCUCCUACUAUGUCUCGUUAAAUUCCUCCAUACUAACGUAACAGGUGUGUUCAUGUUUAAAUGCGCUCUUUUCUGCAGCAUAAAGUGUUGCCGGAUUACUAUUAUAUGGAGCUUGCUCAGAAAUAUUACGUCAUUUCGUUUUUGAUUUUGUUGUAGUUUUUGAUGAAAAAUAAAUAAGAAUAAGACUA